AUGACCUUCUCUUAUUGCCUUUGCUCCUCUCACAUCCCACUCAAGAUUGACCGAUCAUGGUUGGCUACUACACCUUGGUGUAAUUUCAGAAUGGAUCACGCAUCCACCUUUUCCCUUAAAGCUAUGAACACUGAAAUUUUUGGCCAGCGUGUUGCGGGAAUGGGAGGCAAACUGGACAGUGGCUGUAGUUUCAUGGGAGGAUCAAACCCAGAAAGUUUUGUUCUUCGCAGAAAAAGCUCUGGAGUUCAUGCUUCAUGGUUGGCAAGUUCCCAAAUUGCUAGUAGUGUUUUUACUUUGGGAACUGCAGCUGUUCUUCCAUUCUACACCCUCAUGGUUCUGGCUCCAAAAGCUGAACUGAAUCCUCGAAAUCAGCACUGGUUGGCAAGUUCCCAAAUUGCUAGUAGUGUUUUUACUUUGGGAACUGCAGCUGUUCUUCCAUUCUACACCCUCAUGGUUCUGGCUCCAAAAGCUGAACUGACUAAGAAAACCAUGGAAAGUAGUGUUCCAUAUCUUGUGCUUGGACUUUUGUAUGCAUAUCUAUUGUACCUCUCUUGGACACCUGACACAAUACGGCUGAUGUUCGCAAGUAAAUACUGGCUGCCUGAGCUGUCUGGCAUAGCCAAGAUGUUCUCCAGUGAGAUCACAUUGGCUUCUGCAUGGAUUCACCUGCUGGCCGUAGACCUCUUUGCUGCAAGGCAGAUUUUUCAAGAUGGAUUGGAUAACAAAAUCGAGACCCGGCAUUCCGUUUCUCUGUGCCUUCUUUUUUGUCCUAUUGGAAUUCUUACUCAUUUCAUCACAAAAGCACUAACCAAGAGUGUGGAGAAAACCAACAGCAGCAUUCAUUAA
Molecule: messenger RNA, 846 nt
Organism: Ilex paraguariensis (yerba mate)
Lineage: Eukaryota; Viridiplantae; Streptophyta; Magnoliopsida; Aquifoliales; Aquifoliaceae
Source: the annotation of a GenBank genome assembly